Molecule: messenger RNA, 2802 nt
Organism: Diprion similis
Lineage: Eukaryota; Metazoa; Arthropoda; Insecta; Hymenoptera; Diprionidae
Exons: 4
Coding region: 35-2503 (822 amino acids)
Biological process (GO): double-strand break repair
Cellular component (GO): nucleus; site of double-strand break
Molecular function (GO): ubiquitin-protein transferase activity; nucleosome binding; metal ion binding
Source: RefSeq, a predicted model, not a curated record
UGAAAAAGUUGAGAGAAAAACUCGCGAUGGAAAAAUGGCGACGUAUUUGAAACCAACGUCAAAAUUGUUUGACCUUCCUUCGCGCGCGUCCGCGGAAUUGAAUCUUGCCGACUUGAUGUGCCCCGUGUGCAGGGGGAUCCUGAUCGAACCUGUGACCCUCCCCUGUGCCCACAGUCUCUGCUUGAGGUGCCUCAACGGGACGAUACAGCACAACAGCCUAAGCUGUCCUCUGUGCAGAGUGAGAGUAGGUUCCUGGCUAAGGACGGCCACCAAGUCGGAUACUCUCGUCAACGGUCAGCUAUGGAAGCUGAUCAAGGCCAGGUUCUCCAAGGAAAUACAGGCUAAGCACGAUGGCGUGGAAACUGACCUCGAUUCCGGAUUUGGGAGGACGAACAAAAUUCUGAGCGCAGCUGGUGAAAUUCGUCGGGAAUACGAGGCACAACUGCAACUUGCAGAAGAGGAAAGAAGGCGGCUACGAGAGGCGGAACGAAUUGCAAGCGAGGCGUUGAUUCGUAAGAUACAGGCAGAGGAGCGGCAUCAUAUCACACAGUUGGUCAAGGAUCGCGCAGUCGCUAAAGAUCUGGCCAAGAGACAUACUGGAGACAAAGUCAAGGUGAGAGAAAAACAUGCCGACGAGCGAGGAGCCGCAUGCGACAGAGAGACGCAAAUUGCCAAGACGGCUGCGGCUGAGUUGACCAAGUUGACAGAGCGAGUAGAAUGGAAUUCGAAUAUCGCUUUGAUCUCUAAACUGCGCGCAGAAAGAUAUGCCUCUGAUACAAAAUCAGGGGUUUCCAAUUCCUAUAAGUGCCCUGCAGAAAAGUUCCAAUCCCCAAAGUGCAACGAGCUCACGAGCCUUGCAAAUAAGUCAACCAAACACCAAGUCGCGACCAAGAUCAGGCCACUUCCCGCCCAGAGCUAUGCAUCCAAGCCUGGCUGCUCGACUUCCAAGAUCUAUGGCACUCAGAGCAAGGAGGAGCUCCAUGUGCCCAGCGAUGUCUUGAACAGGAAACCGAAAAGCCUAGGUGUUGAGGUCUGCUUGGGGACUGGUGAGGAUGACCAGCGCAUAGGGAGUGCAGAGAGCAGCUGCAGCCAUGACAGCAUAAACAUAGAGAUACACCAUUUCAAACCCAUUAAAGCAAUGCCGAGGACACCGCUGGGAGUGACGUCAGAUGGUUGCCCAAUCGACCCUAAGCUGAUCAGAGUUGUCGCCAUAUUGCAACAAGUACAAAAUGCCAUUCCUAAACCUCCAUUAGCAUCGAAGUUCAAGCAAUUGUCGACAUGCUCCUACAGUGCGUUCAAAGGAAAAACGAAGAAAGUGUUGAAACUGGAGCAGUGUCCAACGAUUAGCAGCGUUGUGAAAGAUGAACUGGAAAGCAGGCCAUCAACAUCACACUGUCCGAACCAGCCGCAGUCAAAUCCGAGCAAAUUAGCAAAAUCUCAGGUAUCAGAGACAGUCCGCAGGCUGGAUUUGUCCUCAGAGAUUCCGUACGACGGUAACAAAAAUUACGCAAAAAACAUAAACAGGAUAAUAAACGGUACUAAGGUGAGCAAGAAGUUGAUCCUCGACGAGGAUGUGGCAGUUUCAACGGCACAUCAAAAGUACGACAGUCCAGCAAAGUUCAAACGAAGGAAACGUUGCUCCUCCAGCAAUGACAGGGAGGAAACGAACACGGACCAAAAAACAAACAACUCUGGAGACGAGGCGUCAAGUUCAAAUUCCUCCCGUAACAAUUCUUGGUCUCUCCCGCCGGACGGCCCCAACGACGCCGUCGAAAAUAUUGCCGAGAGGAUAAAAAAACGGAAGAUGUCCCGCGGCGUUAAGAGUAAACUGCAAAACGCGGAAUCUCCUGAGAAGCAACGUUGCACGGCUGCCGAGAAAAAGAGUGCAACCGUACGAAAACCGCUCACAGAGACGACUAGGUCAGCUGCAAAGCAAACGACCAACGCGAGGCUUGGUGGCCAGCUGAAGAAAGCUAGGUGUACCAGGUCCGAGGACGAGGACACCGAGUCGCAGGUUGAUUCGGAGUCUGUGGUUGAGACGGUUGCGAUCUACGGCAGCAGAAAGUCGACAAGAACCUCGACCAGAAGCGGCGGAGAGUUGAAAGGCGAAAAAACUACGACGACGAAAUCCCACCAAGCGUCUGAAAUGCAAUGUUCAGACCUAGAAGAAGAAGCGGAGGAAGAAGAGGAUGAAGAUGAAGAGGUACGAGAGCAGCGGCGGAUAGAGAGGCUGCUUCUGCAGGAGAAGAAGGACUUUGAGCUCGCCCAAAGACUGCAGGCAAAGUUCGACGAGAUGGAGAGGAUUUCUGGGCGCACGCGAGGCUCUCGGCGUAGUCGGUUCAACUCGAGGAACAUAGAGCAGGUCCUCGCAGUUGACGGCGUUGGCAUCAGGGAUAGAUUUAGCAAGCAGCUGCGCAUCCAGGGGAAGGAUACUUCCGUGUUGGAAAACGACAAGCGCCGUGUGACUCGAAGACGAUGUGGUCUACGACGAAGAUCACCGUGAGUGACGUUCACUGGCAACUUGACGAGCGGAUUGAUUGGCAGGGGAGACGAGAGACCGCGGUGUACAUACUUCGUCUAAUUCCUUGACAUGUACAUACAUACGCACACAGAUGUAUCGUUAGUGCACCAACAACGGCGAGGAUUCAUUUUUAUCGUGUUAUAUAGAUUAUUACCGUACGCAUGUUAGUUGACUAUACGAGGUAAAAGAUUAAAAAUUUUAUGGAAGGAAAUCAUCCGGUUUGCUGGUGGUAUAGCAAAAAAAAAAAAAUGGGUACGUGAUAUCAAUCUGAAAAUUACAAG